UUCUGCGUGUUAAACCUGCGACAGACUAGGGUGUAAUUCUUUUCGCGCUCGCGCUCGCGCUUCGUCGCCCCAGCUCUUCUGUAGCCUCGAAUUUUUGCAGUUUAGGCGGUGCGAACCUCUCUUUCAACAUGGCAACUCAGAUGAGCAAGAAGCGGAAGUUUGUAGCAGACGGUGUUUUCUUCGCCGAGCUCAAUGAGCUUCUCACCCGCGAGCUCGCCGAAGAUGGCUAUUCUGGAGUGGAAGUGCGCGUCACUCCCAUGCGGACCGAGAUCAUCAUCCGCGCUACCCGCACACAGAAUGUUUUGGGUGAGAAGGGACGCAGGAUCAGGGAAUUGACUUCCGUGGUUCAGAAACGGUUCCAGUUUCCUGAGGGCACAGUGGAGUUGUACGCUGAGAAGGUGAACAACCGUGGUCUGUGCGCUAUUGCGCAAGCUGAGUCUCUUCGAUACAAGCUUCUCGGAGGUCUUGCUGUACGCAGGGCUUGCUAUGGAGUGCUGAGGUUCAUCAUGGAGAGCGGUGCCAAGGGUUGUGAGGUGAUAGUGAGUGGAAAGCUUCGUGCAGCUCGUGCAAAGUCCAUGAAGUUCAAGGACGGAUACAUGAUAUCAUCUGGAAGCCCUGUCAACGACUACAUUGAUAGUGCUGUAAGACACGUCAUGUUGCGACAGGGAGUGUUGGGCAUCAAGGUUAAAAUCAUGCUUGACUGGGACCCGAAGGGCAAGCAAGGACCUAUGACUCCCCUUCCAGAUGUGGUUACCAUCCAUAUGCCAAAGGAGGAGGAGGAAUUUGCUCACAAGCCUCAUGUAGGAAAGGAAGAGUUGUAGAGCAGAGAACUGCGAAUGUCAUUUUCAUUGGAAUCGAAUGUAAAAAUCAAUUCUGUGCUCCUUUGCUUAACCAUCUAAACGGAUUGUUUUCGUAGCUUUUA
Physcomitrium patens is the source of this 922-nucleotide messenger RNA. Its product is annotated as small ribosomal subunit protein uS3x. Lineage: Eukaryota; Viridiplantae; Streptophyta; Bryopsida; Funariales; Funariaceae. Gene Ontology annotation, molecular function: RNA binding; structural constituent of ribosome. The record is from RefSeq and is a predicted model, not a curated record. Gene Ontology annotation, cellular component: cytosolic small ribosomal subunit; nucleus. Gene Ontology annotation, biological process: translation.